AUGAGGGUUUAUGGUUUAGGUGAGCAGGGGAGGGGCAUGAUGGAGGAGCACCACCACCCACAGGGCGAGGUGGAGGAGGAGGAGGAGGUGGUGCUGCUGGAGGAGGAGGAGGAGGAGGAGGAGGAGGAGGAGGAGGAGGAGGAGGAGGAGGAGGAGGAGGAGGAGAGAAGGAGGCCGGGAAGUGGGCAGCAGGGGGAAGGAGCAGUAGGGGACUGGGGCAUUGCCAUGAGGAGGAGGGCGUUGGAGCUGGUGUGCGCUGGUGAACGAGGGCAAUUUCAAGGCGCUCACCGCACUCGCGAGCUCUUGGACUACCUGCGUGCUGCUGACUCCCACUUCAAGCCCCACCUCACCUCCAACAUCUACGCCCUCGUGCAACGGUAUGCGCCCAGCAAGCUGUAUCAUGUGGAGAUCAUGCAGCGAGUCAUCACCGAGGCGUGGGAGUAUGUGACGGAUGACGUCAUGCAUUCCUGGUGGUGGGCAUCAGCAACACGCCUGUGGCAGGGGAGUCUAGGCGCGGUGGCGGUGUGGUGUCUGGGCGAGUUCGGGGAGAUGCUCGUCAACAACUCCGCCCUGCUGCACCAACACACGCCCCUCCAGCCUGUGUGCGUGCAUGGUGGGGCGGGGGGCAGGGUUCUCUCCCUACGCCUUCCACAUCUCCCCCUCCCACCUUCACAUCACAGUCGCCCCGUUUCCCCUGGUACUCCCCCUCUGUACCAGUCCACUCCACGUCUCUCCCCUGCGCAUUUACCCCCUGUGCCCACUGACAGGCGCAUGAAGUGGUUGGAGGAGCAGCAGGGGCACAGCCUGGUGUUGGAGGUGCAGCAGCGCUCAGUGGAGUCAGCGCCGUGCUCGCCCGCCACCACAAGACCAAGUCAGCCCUGCGCCCUGGCCCACCCAUAUCUUUCACCCCUCCUUGCGCCCCCAUCUAUCGAUUCCCUCCCUUUUCCCACACUCUUCCAAACCCCACCCGCCCACUCCCCCUUCCUCCUGACUCUGCUGCAUGUCGCCUUGCCUUGA
Molecule: messenger RNA, 1017 nt
Organism: Closterium sp. Naga37s-1
Lineage: Eukaryota; Viridiplantae; Streptophyta; Zygnematophyceae; Desmidiales; Closteriaceae
Source: the annotation of a GenBank genome assembly